AGGUAACCUUCUACGUGGUCUUUCAUUAAUGUACACUCAAAUCUUUAUUCAAUACAAGGAUACAGUACAAAUUCUUAUUCCUUCAACACUGUAUGUUAUCCAGAAUAAUCUGUUGUAUUUUGCUAUAUCACGAUUAAAUGCUGUUUUAUAUCAGAUACUUUAUCAGAGUAAAAUUUUCACUACUGCUGUAUUCAUGAUAAUACUGUUGAAUCAACGUUUGCGUUCACUUCAAUGGUUCUCUCUUCUACUGCUGAGUGCAGGCAUUGUGUUAACACAGUUGCCUUCAACGAAUGAUUCAUCAAAGUCAAAUGGUAUUUCUUCGCCUAGCUUAUAUGGAUUCGGAGCAAUUUUACUGGCUUCAGUCACUAGUGGUUUUGCUGGAGUAUACCUUGAAAAAAUGUUUAAAGGAACACCGACUUCAAUAUGGAUGCGAAAUCUUCAAUUAGGUCUAAUGCAGUGUUUGUAGUGGUAGUGUGAGUAAUCCUGCAUAAUACAAAAUUUUAAGGGUGACAAUGGCAUUC
This is a messenger RNA of Trichobilharzia szidati, 521 nucleotides long. Lineage: Eukaryota; Metazoa; Platyhelminthes; Trematoda; Strigeidida; Schistosomatidae. The record is from the annotation of a GenBank genome assembly.